Gadus chalcogrammus (walleye pollock) is the source of this 4303-nucleotide messenger RNA. It is a transcript of the gene ccdc39, whose product is annotated as coiled-coil domain containing 39. The record is from RefSeq and is a predicted model, not a curated record. Gene Ontology annotation, biological process: cilium-dependent cell motility; cilium movement; inner dynein arm assembly. Gene Ontology annotation, cellular component: axoneme. NCBI's taxonomy places the organism in Eukaryota, Metazoa, Chordata, Actinopteri, Gadiformes, Gadidae. The coding region runs from base 1 to 1629 and encodes 542 amino acids. The transcript has 15 exons.
AUGGUGUCCCUGUGGCCCCGCGUGGCACCGGCCCCGGGCCCGCGGGACGGCCGGGCCGCGGUACGCCUGGCCACCUGGGACCUUCAGCGCUGCUCCAGUGAAAAGGCCAACAACCCUGGCGUCAAAGAGGACAACAUCCAGAUCCAGCAGCUGGAGAGCAAGGUGGCCCGUCUGCUGGGGGAGGUCAACACAGAGGAGAAGCAGGCACUGGAGCAGGAGACGGCCCAGCUGACCAGUGCCCUGGAGCAGAGGACCCGGACCGCCCAGCUGCUCAGCAUCCAGCUCAAGGAGCUACAGGACGACAUCCGCUGUGUGAGGAAGGAGGCAGAGAGAACUGGAGCAGAGAACCGAGAGAUGACAACCAAGAUGGAGGAGCUGCAACUGUUCAACGACACCUCGGACAAGGAGCUGAAGAAGCUCAGGACGACCAAGCAGGACACCAUGGUGGAGGAGAACAUGGUGAAGCUUGCGCUGCGGCGCCUGAGGGACCUGCUGUACAACAGAGCGGAUGGCGUGCUGUCCAGGGAGAAGAGGAGGCUGCAGCUGCAGACGGCCAUGAAGGAGCGGGAGGAGGAGAUCAGAGUCCACCGCCAGAUGCUGGCCAAGGAGAUGAAGAUCGCCCAGAAGGAGAGACAGGAGCUCAGUGUGGAGGUGAACCAGAGGCUGUCCAAGGUCGACAUGAUGAAGAAGUGCUAUGAGGUCUUGACCAUCUCCAUGGUGACACCCGAAGGAGAGGAGGACAAAUCACAGGCUUACUACAUCAUAAAGGCGGCCCAGGAGAAGGAGGGGCUCCGGCGGAAGGGGGACGACCUGGACGCCAAGAUCCGCAAGAUGGAGACCGAGAUCCCAGCGCUGGACAACACCAUCCAGCUGGUCAACAACUGCAACUCGUCCUACCGCAAGUCCUUCCACAGAGUGUUCGAGUCCGGCCCGGAGCAGGAGGAGAAGAGCAGGCUGGAGGAGCAGCUGCGGGCAGCAGAGGAGAAGCAACGGUACAGGAGGAGGCAGAUCAGGGAGCUGCAGGACGACCUUCAGGGGAUGAACAGGACCAUGGAGUUGCUGAGGCAGGAGGAGCAGGCUGAGUGCGAACGGACGCACAGCGCUCAGUUACACGUGGCUCAGCUCAACAAGGAGGUCGAUUCCCAGAAGGAGAAACUGGAUCGAGUCACUAAACAGUGUUCCAAGUUGACCAGAGAGACCCGGUCUGCCAAGAGCGGUGCGGGGCGGAGCUUCGAGGAGCGGGACAUGGAGCUGAGGGAGACAAGGGACUUCAACCUCAGCGUCGGCCGCACACUGCUGGAGGCGGUGGAGGACACGCCCCCCCUCCGGGCCUCCAUCCACCAGUACUUUCUGCAGGCCAACCUGUCCCUGCCCUCCCCCUCCUCCACCCGCCAGAGCUCCAGGACCAGCUCUGCUCGCAGCUCAGUCUCCCUGAGGUCCUCCGCCUCCUCCUCUGCAAGCAACAGUCCCAGGGGCUCAACGCUGUGCUCUCUCACCACCAGGACCCUGGAGCUGGGCCUAGGUCUGUCUGUCACCUCCCCAACUCCGGCCGGGUCCCCGGGCCCAGGCAGCACCAACAGCAGCAGUGGUAGUAGUGGAAUUCGCAGCAGCAGACGCAAUAGCCCCUAGUGUCGGUUCGAUACUGGUUUCCGGAAGUUGACCCCCCGUCGGCCAUGAAUACGUUAUACGUCUGUGUUUAGAUGAUGGAAGAGAUUGCGUUAUGUUGCUUGUUAAAGGAUUGUUAAAGGUAAUGUUUUGCAUGUGAUUUGUCUUCACACAGUGGGGGAUAUUCAGUGUAUAUAUUUUUAAUUUAAUUUAGAGGUUCCAGAAAUGAUCCCGCAUCUUGCUGGAGGUUGACAUGUUCAGACCCAGCCAGAGAGAGAGUCUGGGGGCUGGGGACAGGGCAUCGUAGCUCCCUGUAGGAUUAGGCAAACAUGUCACAUGAUAUCCCAUUCACAGGAAAUAGCUUGUUUCCGUGGUUGGACACAACUGGUUGGACAAGGGGGAGGUUCCUAGCCACCUGAGUAUAUAAAGUCAGUGGGCCGUUGCACACUUUCCAAAGCAGUCCCUCUUGAUUGUUCCCUCACCCAUAUCUUGAGGGAAUCAAAGAGGAGAGUUGGUGUUCACCUGUAUUAAUUCCGACAGAGACCACAUCCGCACACGUUCACAUCCAGACGAUUUUUUCCUGCCAAGUUCAAACUUUCUGGGAUUUUUUGAACCCAGACAACAUGUUGCUUGGUGUUUUCUUUGCAUUUUGGUUGGCACCUUCUGCUGCGCAAACUACAAGUAAGGAAAGUUUCGUUAUUUAUUGUAUUCCAGAAUAACGAAAUAGGCCUAAUGGGGGAUAAAUUGUAUGAAGACUUUUUCUAAAUCAUUUCAUGUUCUAAUUCACUACAAUUAAAUAUUGACAUAAGUGGAGUCAUUCAGCUAAUACUGUUCUUUUGUGCUAGCUAUGUAAAAUAUUUUGCGACAGAGCUGAUAAGUUCAGUGUAUCAUCCGAUCAUUUGAUCAUUCCAUUCAUGCAUCCAAACGAAAAAACGAGUCAAAUAGUUUUUCUGUUUUUUCUUCAUGCACCAACAUUUUUAUAAUGGUGUUUGUUUUCCUAUUCUCAGCUCGAAACGGAUAUUAUAAUAAACAAGGAAACCAAAACUAAAUAAAGAAUUGACUUAUUUCUUUAUAUAUCUUCCCACUUCGCAUGCUUUUGCGCAUACGCAAUGUAGCUAUAGUCGCUCGGUGUGUGCCAACACACUGGUGUAACACCAAAUUUUGUGACCCCAAGUGUGAGUCCAAGGGUCGCUGUUGCACAUUUUCUGCAACAUGCAGGAGUUUGAAGCAUAGACAGGCAUGAAUUCCAAGUGCGAAAACAUGCAGAAGCUUAAAAUUUAAAACUAGUCAUUGAUCGCUCAAAAUAGGUGCAUUCAUUGCAAGGGCUAAUUUGAGCAAGUUGAGUGGCUGAAGCAAAACGGUUGAUUUGCCUCUGUGCUGGCAUGAAGAUGAUGGCUCUUUCUUUCUUGAUACAAACGUGCAGCCUACUUCUACUUCUGCGACCUCCAUGGAAUCAUCACAAGCGCCUACUGUCACGUCUUUUGCAAUCCUCAGAGCGACCAUUCAGUCUCAGUCUUCUUUAAUUAAUCGAGACAUUAAGCUACUUUUGGAAAAGCUCUCUGAAGUCAUCCUUAAAUUUCGACCAGACCUGAAGAUCAAAUGAACUACAACAUACGUCCCUGUGGUCCAGAACGGGGGCAUUUCAACCGGCACAGAGGUGGGCCUGCCUGAGGAGGUCCUUGAGAACGACAGUGCCGAGGUGUCUGAAUCAACUGAGGUCAUACUGACGUUGAUGGAUUCAGAGUGUGACAGCAGGACUCUGCCAACAGCAAGAAUUAUCCCAUCACCUGGUAAAAAGAAGAAACACAUAAGCCUACAAGAGGAGUUUCUGGAGUUGGAGAAGGAGAAGCUGUUGGUGAUGCGAGAGAAAUUAAAUGUUGAGAAGGAGAGACUGAAAUUGGAUAAAGAAAAAUUUGAAGUAUUUUAUUUACCACGGGAACAAUAUUGUGAACUUAUUUGAACAAUGAAAUUAAAUCAUUUGCACACUUAUUUAAAUUUGAUUGAGUUAAACUGUUAAUUGAUUUUUUAUAUUGUUGAAUUAAACAUUUUACAUCAAAUGGGUAUGUUUUCUUUUUAAUUAUCUUAUCUAAAAUAAUGCACCAUCAUGUAUGCCAUCAUGGCCUUCCUCCUCAUCUUCAACCAUGGCCGGGACGUCCUCAGGGUCUGGGAGAUUAGCAAUCCUGCAUAUGUUGUGCAACACAGCAUCCCACUCUGUCUUAAAAAAGCCUCCUUAAUCUGCUGCAGCUCUUUUCCACAAGGAAACUGAAUGUAUUUCUUUGCAAGAUUGCAGAUGGCAUUGGUGACCUCCCUGAGAUUGCUUGAAAUACAUGGCUGUGAAACCGAAGACAGGCUUGCAACCUCAGUCUGGAAGUCUUGGCAAAAAAAGCAUUUGUUAGAGCAUUUUUUACCUGCACAACCACUGGCAAGGCUCCAUGUCUCCUUGCAGGCCUCUCCAGAGCAGGACGUAAUUCUUCCACCAAAUUCAAAAUUAACUGUCUUGGCAGGCGAUAAUGUGAUAUUAAAAUAUGGUCCGGAAAAUGUAACACGUCAUUAUGCAGUCUCAGUAGCCUUUCAGUCAUCACGUUUCUGUUUUUAUGUUCGUCCUCGUCUUCAUUGUCACACAGCAGACCCACUAGCAGUGCUGCUGCCAUUUUUUAAAGUUAUUGACAGUUAUUUUGAACUUAGGUGACAGGGUGUA